AGUGCUGAGCACAAUGGCGGCGUGCCGGGGAUCUGGUUCGAGAUGGUUCUUCACCCGGGAGCAGCUCGAAAACACGCCGUCCCGCCGCUGUGGGGUCGAGCCGGACAGGGAGCUAUCCUACCGACAGCAGGCGGCCAACCUUAUUCAAGAUAUGGGCCAGAGACUCAACGUCUCCCAGCUGACAAUAAACACUGCGAUUGUUUACAUGCAUCGGUUUUAUAUGUACCAUUCGUUCACCAAAUUCCACAGAAAUAUCAUUUCUCCAACGACCUUAUUCCUGGCUGCAAAGGUUGAGGAGCAACCGCGGAAACUUGAACAUGUCAUUAAAGUUGCACAUGCCUGUCUAAACCCCCAAGAAUCCCCGCUAGACACAAAGAGUAAUGCAUACCUCCAGCAAGCUCAAGAGCUGGUGAUACUUGAAACCAUAGUGCUGCAGACUUUAGGGUUUGAAAUAACAAUUGAACAUCCACACACUGAUGUGGUGAAGUGUUCCCAGCUAGUACGAGCAAGCAAGGAUUUGGCACAGACUUCCUAUUUCAUGGCUACCAACAGCCUGCACCUCACCACCUUCUGCCUGCAGCACAAGCCCACGGUCAUCGCCUGCGUGUGCAUUCACCUGGCGUGCAAGUGGUCCAACUGGGAGAUCCCCGUCUCCACAGACGGGAAGCACUGGUGGGAGUACGUGGACCCGUCCGUCACGCUCGAGCUGCUCGACGAGCUGACCCACGAGUUCCUUCAGAUUCUGGAGAAGACGCCCAGCAGGUUGAAACGGAUAAGGAACUGGAGGGCCACACAAGCUGCCAAGAAGCCCAAGACUGAUGGCCAGAGCGUGGAGCCCUCCUUCCCCGGCCCCUCCUUGGUGCAGGGCCCUUCCCUGGCGGACAGCAUUCCCGGAGUCUCGAACGCAGCGUUCCCCAAAGCCCCCACGUCCUUCCCCGUCAUCCUGCCCUCGAACGCCCUUUCCCUGGAGAGCAUCGCCAACAUGCAGGGCUCCUCCUACACCUUCACUGCCUCCAACGACUGGCCCCAGGACCAGGGACAGUCCGAGCCGUUCUCCCUCAAACCGGACGCCCUGAGCAUCCAGCAGGGGGCGCCACUGCCAGUACACGCCUCCCUGCAGCACCGGCCUGAGAAGGGUAGCGAGUUUACCCCGGGCAAACACGAACACAAAGCAGGGGGAGGGGCCAAGCACCAGCCGCCCGUCUACCCCUCGCCCAUCGCCCCCACCCAGAAAAUGUCGCUGGACAAAUACAGAGAGAAGCACGCCGCCGAGUUGGCGGGGCAGAAGCGCAGGCAGGAGCAGAACCAGGAGACGGAGGCCCGGGACACGUACGGCGCCCCCGCCGUGUCGGACCAGUCAUACCCCAGGAAGCACCCGCAGCAGGCCCAGCGCAGCUUCAACUCGGCCACCUCCCCGCUGAAGGUGAAGCUGCCCCUGCCGACCGGCGACAAGCACGCCGGGGACAAGCGUGACAAGGCGGCCUCCCUGAAGCUCCGCCUCCCCGUCCCGCCCGCGGAGAAGGGCGCCAGCAAGGAGGAGCUGAAGAUGAAGAUCAAGGUCUCCUCGGAGCGCCACAGCUCCUCGGACGAGGGCGGAGCCAAGAUCAAACAUUCCGGCAGCCCGCUGGUGAGCAAGGAGAAGCACAGGGACCACCCGGCCCACGCUCACCGGCACCACAAGCACGGCCACGCCCACCCCAACCCCCUCCCCCACAGCGGGAACGGCCGGGGGGAGGGGCCGGCGGCGGGGGGUGCGGCGGCGGCCCUCAGGCCCCCGCUCGGUGGUGCAGGCAGCGAGGGCGUCGGCCCCAGCUCCAGCUCCUCCCGGAAGAGGGCGCACCCCGACGCCAGUCACAACCACCACUCCAAAUGGAGCAAAAGUUCCAAAAGCGCAGGUAGUGCCUCUCAUUGUUCCUCUGUAAAGCAGUGUGUGUCCUCUCACGGCUCUGAUCUUAACCCCCCCUUCCCCCCUCCUCCCCCUGUCACAUACCAGGUGGGCUACGGACAUCUCAGCACCCUAGUGAAACUGGACAGGAAGCCAGGGGAGAGCCGCGGCCCGGGCGCUAACGCCAACGGCCAGCACACAGACUACAAAGACACUUUCGACAUGCUCGAUUCGCUGUUAAGUGCCCAAGGAAUGAACUCGUAAAACAAAAACAAAGAAAGAAACUAAAAUUGGAGGAAUGAACAUGGGGAUGAACGCAAUACGGAAUCUUAAACAAGAAACAGACCAGCGGGAAAUGCUUAGAUCCUGAGUUAACAAAAUAUUUAAAAAGAACUGUGGAAAAAUACAGAUGCUUCCCAGCCCUUUGGUCUUACGGCACGGUCCUGCCUGUUUCAGUCCACCUAUACUGCUGCUUUGUCCCUUAUACUCUCAGCGGUGGGGGCGG
Molecule: messenger RNA, 2390 nt
Organism: Megalops cyprinoides (Indo-Pacific tarpon)
Lineage: Eukaryota; Metazoa; Chordata; Actinopteri; Elopiformes; Megalopidae
Product: cyclin-T2-like
Exons: 9
Coding region: 14-2149 (711 amino acids)
Biological process (GO): regulation of transcription by RNA polymerase II; positive regulation of DNA-templated transcription, elongation
Cellular component (GO): cyclin/CDK positive transcription elongation factor complex; nucleus
Molecular function (GO): cyclin-dependent protein serine/threonine kinase activator activity
Source: RefSeq, a predicted model, not a curated record